AUGCAUCGGAGGGGAAAUGGAAGGUUUUGGGGUAGAAAAAGAGGAGAUAGGGGAAAGGGACCGCCAAGAGAUCGACCAACAUUUCACAGCAGAAACGUUUACAUUGUAGCAGCUCCACUUUUAUUCAUAUUUGCUAUCCUUCGAAUUAUUGCCUAUCAGUUGUGGGUGGUUUUGGAGAUUCUGGUUGGGAGAUCGAAAGCCAUCCUGCCUUCGGCAUGUCUACCGAACCAAAAGGGAAAAUACAAAUGCCAAUCUGAAGCAGAGGAAGGCAUGUCGGGGGCUGCCAAAGUGAGUGUGGGACCCGCGGCCCCGGCCCUGGCCACACAGAAACAUCACCACAGGAAAGCAUUCGAGUACAUCUCAAAAGCACUCAAGAUUGAUGAGGAAGACUCAGAGAGAAAAGAGCAAGCUAUUGAGAUGUACAAGAAAGGCAUUGCAGAGCUGGAAAAAGGAAUUGCUGUCAAUGUUGGCCAUGGUCAAGGUGACCACUGGGACAAGGCUCGUCGACUACAGCAGAAGAUGAUGACCAACAUGGUGAUGGCCCAGGACAGACUGGACAUCCUUGAUAAGAUGCUACAUUCCUUAGCUGUAACUUCCGUCCCUACUGAUGGUGCUACAUGUUUACCCAGUCCGUCCGAAAUGUCAGAAACCAAGGAAAAAACACAUCCCUUCCCUUGUGCCAAGUACAGCACAGACACAAAAUCCACUGUUCGUGCCAGGAAACCUAUUGGAAAAGAUGUACCCAAAAGCAAUAUUAAGACUAAAUCAGAUGAACCCACAGCAUCCUGUAAAAUGUGGAAACCAAUGAAGCAGCCCCUGGCAGUACACAAGAGCAACACCCUCCCUCGUAAUAGUCGUCCUGCCAGCACUGGAGGGUCCUCCUCUGCUACUUCCUCUCCGGCACGCAAGUUCUCGCACCAAAGGCAGCACUCACAGCAGAACCCAGGGGGCCGUCCUGCAAAGAAAGACUUGUCUUCCCUUAAGUUGAAGAACAUAGACAAGAAGCUUGCCGAGACCAUCAUUAAUGAAAUUGUGGACACAGGUCCUCCAGUGCAGUUCAAGGACAUCGCUGGCCAGGAAACAGCAAAACAAGCUCUCCAUGAAAUUGUGAUACUGCCAGCCUUACGACCAGAGUUAUUUACUGGUCUUCGGGCACCAGCAAGGGGUCUGCUGUUGUUUGGCCCUCCAGGGAAUGGUAAAACCAUGUUGGCUAAAGCAGUAGCAAAUGAGUCCAAUGCUACUUUCUUCAACAUUAGUGCCUCAAGUCUCACAUCCAAAUGGGUCGGGGAAGGUGAGAAGUUGGUGAGGACAAUGUUUACCUUGGCACGGGAACUUCAGCCUUCUGUUGUGUUCAUGGAUGAAAUUGAUUCGUUACUUUGUGAAAGAAGAGAAGGAGAAAAUGAUGCCAGUCGACGUCUGAAGACAGAAUUCUUAGUGCAGUUUGAUGGGGUGGCAGGGAGUUCAGAUGACCGUGUGUUGAUAAUGGGGGCAACAAACAGACCACAGGAACUGGAUGAUGCUGUCCUGAGACGGUUUGCCAAGAGAGUGUAUGUGAAUAUGCCAGGAAAGGAAACUCGAAAGUCAAUGCUUACACAACUAUUGGCAAAACACAGUAACCCACUGACCAGUGACGAACUGUCCGAAGUGGCAAGGUUGACUGAAGGAUACUCAGGCAGUGACCUCAAUGCCUUGGCUAAAGAUGCGGCACUGGGACCAAUCAGGGACUUGUCAGCAACAGAGGUCAAGACUGUGGAUGCAAAUAAGGUGCGGGGUAUAAAGUACAGUGACUUCAUGGAGUCUAUUCGUCGAAUCAGGAAAAGUGUGCCUGUGGAUACAUUAUCAAAGUAUGAACAAUGGAACAUGGAAUAUGGAGCCCUGGGGGUUUGAAUAUAUGGAAGCAGGAACAUGAGGAGUGGCAGAAUGCUGGGACGAAAAAGGCACGACAGAUGCCGCACAGUCACAAUUAGGCAUGCUCAGUAAUCUCACUCAACAUUAUAUUUAGUAGGGGGGUUUUCUAAAUUCUAGCCUGACACAUUCAUAUUUUUUACUGUUCAAUGAAGAAUACUUUGGUACAAGUUUUACACUGAAUACACCAGCUUUUAAAGUAAAUGCUUGAAAAAUAAUGAAAAUAUUACUCAUGGUUUGCAUUCUGUACAGGGCUUAAGUUGUAACUGGAUACAUGUAUAUCUUAAGUAUAUAGCAUUGA
Ylistrum balloti is the source of this 2206-nucleotide messenger RNA. Its product is annotated as spastin-like. Gene Ontology annotation, molecular function: microtubule severing ATPase activity; ATP hydrolysis activity; ATP binding. The record is from RefSeq and is a predicted model, not a curated record. NCBI's taxonomy places the organism in Eukaryota, Metazoa, Mollusca, Bivalvia, Pectinida, Pectinidae. Gene Ontology annotation, cellular component: microtubule cytoskeleton. The coding region runs from base 1 to 1887 and encodes 628 amino acids. The transcript has 16 exons.